Bipolaris sorokiniana ND90Pr is the source of this 696-nucleotide messenger RNA. RefSeq lists its product as uncharacterized. The transcript has 3 exons. The coding region runs from base 1 to 696 and encodes 231 amino acids. Lineage: Eukaryota; Fungi; Ascomycota; Dothideomycetes; Pleosporales; Pleosporaceae. The record is from RefSeq and is a predicted model, not a curated record. Gene Ontology annotation, molecular function: 4 iron, 4 sulfur cluster binding; NADH dehydrogenase (ubiquinone) activity; quinone binding. Gene Ontology annotation, biological process: aerobic respiration; mitochondrial respiratory chain complex I assembly; electron transport coupled proton transport.
AUGCUUUCGACGACAAGGUCUGCUGCCUCAAUGGCUCUGCGAGCCAAACCAGCGACGGCCUUGAUGCCAUUCCGCGCCGGAAGCGUAGCCUUUUUGUCUUCGAGCUCGUCCAACAAGGCGACGACUAUGAAGUCGCCUGCCACCAUUCCCGGAAACCCUGGAACACCACCACCAAUGAAGUCAGCGCGGGUUGAGGUGCCCUUGCCAAGUCAGGAGGGAAAGAAGGGUGCUGUGCAAUAUGCAUUGACAACACUUGACCAGGUAGCCAACUGGGCCCGUCAGAGCUCGCUCUGGCCCAUGACUUUCGGUCUCGCAUGCUGCGCCGUCGAGAUGAUGCACUUGUCUACUCCACGAUACGACCAGGAUCGUCUCGGUAUCAUUUUCCGUGCCUCCCCGCGACAAUCCGACGUCAUGAUUGUAGCCGGAACCCUCACAAACAAGAUGGCACCCGCGCUGCGACAGGUCUAUGACCAGAUGCCCGACCCCCGAUGGGUCAUUUCCAUGGGCAGCUGCGCAAAUGGAGGAGGAUACUACCACUACAGCUACUCAGUCACAAGAGGAUGCGACCGUGUUGUACCUGUAGAUAUCUACGUACCUGGCUGCCCGCCCACCGCUGAGGCGCUCAUGUACGGUAUCUUUCAGCUGCAGAAGAAGAUGAGGCAUACCAAGAUCACCAGGAUGUGGUACAGGAAGUAA